GUUGUAUGCCCGUUGGGUUUGACGUAGGAGUGAGAUGGCGGUAUCAUUGUUUUGAUUGGUGCAUCUGGUUGUUGGUGCAAGUUGUUGAUUAAUCAAAUAAUAAUAAAGGGAAUGGUGAAUGGUCUCGGAUCAGAUGUCAAACAUAAAGUUAAUUGUAACAAUAAAUAUUAUUAUGUCAUGGGCUAGAUAAUAAUCGAGAAAAUUACAUUUAGAAAAGUAAUAGUGUUGUUGGCAAUGGGUGCUGAAUUACAUUUGAAUAUUAUUAAUUUAGUAUUCCGGUAGUAAAAUGGCAAGGAAUGAUGAUUGUUGGCGUAAAUGUGCAAGGUGGUUGACAGACUGUGGAAUACUUAGGAAUGAUCAUAAGGCUAAUUGGCCAGAAGCAGUGGUUUCAGACCUCGCAAAUACGUUGCGGGACGGAGUUCUACUAUGCAAUUUGUUGAAUGCUCUUGAUCCUGGCUGCAUUGACAUGAAGGAUGUCAAUCAAAAACCGCAACUAGCACAGUUCCUGUGUCUCCGCAACAUUAAAGUUUUCCUGCAUACGUGCCAUUUGGUGUUUGGCCUCAAAGAAACAGACCUCUUCGAGCCGUCCGUGCUGUAUGAAUUGACAGAUUUUUAUAAAGUGCUCAACACCUUGUCGAAGUUAUCCAACUGCCCUAAAGUUCAGCGGAACAAAAUCCCUGGCUUUUUGAUCCAUAAAAACAGAACUGCAUCAGAGGAAGAUAUAUACAGAGACCUUAAUCCAGUCGAUGACAUUGCUCGUCGCAUGCACGAUGAGGAUGUGGAGUACGGCUCGUACUACGCUCUCGCUAACGAGAAUGAAGUCUACGAGGAUCUGUGCAGCAUCGCCCGUCGCAUUGUGGCCGAGGAACUACCCCACAGCACCCACAGCUUCGAGAAGCGAGACUUUGUCAUCAAGGAGCUGGUGGAGACAGAGAAGAACUACAAGGAGGUCCUGGAGACACUCCACAAGUCCUUCAUGAAGCCACUGUGUAGCAUGCUCAAGGAGGAGGACAUUCAGAUCAUAUUUGGUAGAAUAAAGGAGCUGUCGGAGAUCCAUUGUGGAUUCUACAGUCACUUGUUGAAGGCGGUUGCUCCGGGCAGCUUAGCUAGGCUCAGCGAUGUGUUCAUCAACUGGAGGGAGAAGUUCCUGGUGUACGGGGAGUACUGUGCCAACCUGACCCGUGCACAAGAGCACGUGCUGGAGCUGUGUUCUCGCAGUGAGAUCUUCAACCAGAACCUCGUUAAGUGCGAGCAGGAGACGAACCAGGGCAAGUUCAAGCUGCAGGACAUCCUGUCCGUGCCCAUGCAGCGGAUCCUCAAGUACCCGCUGCUUCUCGACAAACUCAUCAAGGAGACACAGCCGACUCAUGAAGAUUAUCGUGGUUUGGAGAGAGCCAAAGAAGCAAUGGUGGAUGUAGCUCAGUUUAUUAACGAAGUGAAACGGGACAGUGAUACAUUGGAUAUAAUGAGGAAGAUACAGGACAGUAUUGCUGACCUGCAGAUGCCUGAGCACACAGAGCUGAAGGACUAUGGCAGCUUGGUCAAAGACGGAGAGCUGAAAAUCAAAGCCCACGACGACCAAAAGAUUAAGCUGAGGUAUGUUUUCUUAUUUGAUCAAGUUAUGAUCAUGUGCAAAUUAUUAAGGGGAGAGAGCUACAGCUACCGGGAGUCGGUCAGACUGCAGGAGUACAAGGUGGAGGACGUGAGCAACAGACGCAUCCUGCGCGGCGACGCUCGCUGGAACUACCACUUCUUCCUGGUGAGCCGCAGCGAGAGGACAGCUUACACCCUGUACACUCGCAGCGACGAGCUCAAGCGCAAGUGGAUCGAGGCCAUUCAGAGUGCUUUGGACAACAUGGAACCUCCGGGCAUGAAGAAAACAGAUCACAAGUUCCUCAUGCACUCGUUUGACCGCCCAGUGAUCUGUCACCACUGCAGCAAGUUCCUGAAAGGUCUCAUCUUGCAGGGCUACCGCUGCCAGAAGUGUGACAUCGCAGUCCACAAGCUGUGCAUAGAGUACUCUGGUCGGUGCGGGGCCCCGCUGCCCCCUCCGCGCCCCCCGCGCCAGGACCCGCCCCCCUACAGCUGCCCCGACCCCAGUCUGCGCGACCACCUCUGGUUCGUGGGCGAGAUGGGGCGAGAUGCGGCCUCCACUCUGCUGGAGAGACACGUGGACGGCACCUACCUGCUCAGGAUCCGCCCUCAAGGAGCGAGCCACCCCAGCGAGACUGUCUACGCCCUCAGUCUCAAAGCUGACGGCAGAGUCAAGCACAUGAAGGUGCAUGAGAAGGUGAUAGAAGGCGUGACGCACUACUACCUCUCUGAAGCUCGCUUCUUCAGAAGCAUCAUUGACCUGAUCGCAACCUACGAGCAUGCCAGCUUGAGCGAGAACUUUGUUGGCCUGGACGAGGGGCUGAAGUGGCCGUACCACCGGAUCGUGGCCAUCGCAGACUUCGACUUCAGCCCUCAGGAGUCGAACCAGCUGGCGCUGAGGAAGGGCUGCCAGGUGGUGGUUGUGAGCAAGGAGGGGGACGACAAGGGCUGGUGGAAAGGACGCAUCCAAGACAAAGUGGGUUUCUUCCCCAAGGUGUACGUACACGUGGUGCAAGAAGCGGACUGAUUUCGCUGCGUGUUUGCCCACAGGAAGCCGUGAUUCUGGCGCUCAUUCUCAGUACAUUCUGUGCAUGAUUCUUGCCACUUGUUUUGCAUAUUUUUAAUACAAUUUCAAAGCUGCUUAUAUUUUUGUAGAAAUUGGUUUACAUUUGUUACAAACAUCGACUAGUAAUAUUCCGCAUUUGUUAAUGAGUGAGUCUCAAGUAAUGUUACAGAAAACAGUGUGUUCUCUGUAAUCUCUCUGUGCACUUAAGUUCCAAACAGUGGUCAAAGCAUUUAUUAGCGGACAGUAGAUUUUCAACGUGUAAUCUUGUCGAAUUUAUGGAAACUAUUUUGCCAAGGAGUUUCAUAAUGUUUAAUUUUUAUAUGAAAUAUUUUAAUUGAUUCAUGUGUGCAUAUUGUUAAUUUAUGAUAGUUAUAUAAAGAAUUUAUUACAAUGCUUAUUUAAUUACUGUGUUCUUUACAGUGUAACAGUACAAAUUAUUAUUACCAUCAUAUUCAUAUCUAUAUAUAUUUAUAGAAAGUUUUUUUUCUAAUGUUUAGUGGUGCUGUAUUUUUUUUGUUGUAUUUAUAAUUGUAAAAUUGUAGAAAGAAUAUUGACCAACAAGCUGUACUAUAAAACACCAUUAAUAAUUCAUUUCGUCAGUGUGUCUGUCUUGUGUUCAUGUGUAUGCAGUAGACCUGUACAAAUGUCAAUUUUUUAGUUCCAGUCAAAUACAAAAAUGAAUAUCAUGUUUGAAUAAUAUGAAUGAGAAUUGGAAUAUCACUAAAAAUGUUCACAUCACGUAACAUAUUCGUAGGAAUUGGAAAAGGCUAAUAUUUAGUGUAGUGGCUUCUGGGAAAUUCGACAAAUAAUAUUGAAGUGAAAGGUUCAUUAGGUAAAAUCUGCUACAUUAAUGAUAAGAAAAGGGUUUGCUAAAAUAUAUAAAAAAAAUUUAAAUGUGUUUUUAUGCAGUUAACACAACUUACUCACCUUUCAUUCUGUUUUCAUUCACAUUAUUUCCCAGGAUCUGCUACUCUACAUAUUGAUCCAGAAAAUUUAAAACUGAAUCCAUUUCACGAGAAAAUUAAAAUUUUUGUAAUGCUGUAUUUGUGAAAGAGUGAUUAAAUGAGCUCACAUUUAAA
Bacillus rossius redtenbacheri is the source of this 3738-nucleotide messenger RNA. RefSeq names its product protein vav (gene Vav). NCBI's taxonomy places the organism in Eukaryota, Metazoa, Arthropoda, Insecta, Phasmatodea, Bacillidae. Gene Ontology annotation, molecular function: protein binding; guanyl-nucleotide exchange factor activity. The record is from RefSeq and is a predicted model, not a curated record. The transcript is spliced from 17 exons. Gene Ontology annotation, cellular component: cytoplasm. The coding region runs from base 287 to 2620 and encodes 777 amino acids. Gene Ontology annotation, biological process: cell migration; regulation of GTPase activity.